UUUCUAGCGCCUUCGUGAGGAAUAUCUCCAAGCCCACACUCCACACUCGACCUUGCUGAGUGUUCCGCCAGCACCAGUCUGUUUCCUGUCAGCUGGCGUAUCCAAUUCCCACUUGCCCAUUCGACCUCGGAAUCGAAAGGCAACACCAGGUACCCUUCGCACACGUAGAAAACGACAACUUUGGCAUUUUGAAACGCCAUGCUGUCGAGGGCAGCUCGGAUCGCGCGUCUGCAGCCGACUGCGGCGCAGCUCUACCGCUCCGUCGCAACACCAGCUGGGAGACCCCAAUUUCUAGCUUCAUCAUGGAGCAGAACUUUCGCCCAGGACAACAAGCCGAAGGACCCCAUUUCCGGGACGCCUACUGACCAGCAGAAGCCUGCCGGAUCAACACCAGGCGAGGUCGAGACCCCAGCUUCGUCGAGCUCCGACUAUCAAGCAGCCUACGAGGAGGCUGCCGAAGCGUCAUCAAAAACCUCUUCGACCCAGACCCCCAAAUCCGACGUCAAGCCAGAUGCCGCCGAUGCGACAGAAGCUCCCGAACAGGCCGCGCCUACAGGCCCUCUGCCCGACCUCACCCAGGGUAUUCCUUCCACCCUAGCCUACGAGAUGUCCGGCGCGACCAACAAGGCGGCUCUCGCUGCCAUGGCCGAGGAAGAUGCCGUCGCUCAGGGUGGUGGCCGCGGCCGUGGAGAGCUCCCCGAUUCGGCAUACGUUUCGUCGACAGACAAGAAGCGCCAGCAAUUCGCAAGUCGCAUGUUCCUCGCUUUCGUCGGCUUCAGCGCCGCCGGUGUAGUCUAUCUCGGACGCAACUGGGAUGACAAGGAAGAGGAGGCUAGGCAUGCCGAGACUGCCCCCAACGGCUGGAGUUUUAGUGCUUGGUGGGCUAGAGUCACUGCCCGCACGGGCGACUUCAUGAACUACUACCAGGAGCCUGCCUUCGAGAAGCUUCUCCCCGACCCUGACCCGUCGUUCGAGCGUCCCUACACCCUGUGUAUCAGCUUGGAGGACAUGCUCGUCCACAGCGAAUGGACUCGCGAGCACGGCUGGAGAGUGGCCAAGCGGCCCGGCGUCGACUACUUCCUGCGAUACCUCAGCCAGUACUAUGAGUUGGUUCUCUUCACCAGCGUUCCCUUUGCUAUUGGCGAGCCCCUCGUUAGGAAGCUCGAUCCCUUCCGCUUCAUUAUGUGGCCCCUCUACCGGGAAGCAACCAAGUACAAGGACGGAGAGGUUGUCAAGGAUCUUUCGUACCUGAACCGCGAUCUGUCCAAGGUCAUCAUUCUCGAUACCAGCGAAAAACAUGUCCAGAACCAGCCCGAGAACGCCAUCGUCCUGCCCAAGUGGACAGGCGACUCUAAGGACAAGGAGCUCGUCAGCCUGAUUCCGUUCCUCGAGUAUAUCCACACGAUGCAGUACGGCGAUGUUCGUAAGGUCCUCAAGUCCUUCGAGGGCAAGCAUAUCCCUACCGAGUUCGCCCGCCGCGAGGCCAUUGCACGAGCCGAGUUUAACAAGCAGGUCGAGGCCAAGAAGAAGAAGGCACCAUCCGGCAUGGGUAUGCUCGGCGGCAUGCUCGGCCUCAAGCCGUCUAACAUGAGUCUGAUGGUGUCCCCUGACGGCGAGCAAAACCCCCAUGAGGCUCUUGCCCAGGGCAAGAUGCUCCAAGACAUUGCACGCGAGCGUGGUCAGCGCAACUACGAGCUUCUCGAGAAGGAGAUCCGUGAAAACGGUGAAAAGUGGCUCAAGGAAGAGGCUGCCAUGCAGGAGAAAGCCCAGCAGGAGGCCAUGCAAAACAUGAUGGGUUCCUUCGGCGGGUGGUUCGUCAAGGGUGACGAUGCCAACAAGAAGCAGUAAAAAGGGGUGCUUCACUCAUCCAAUCCCCGGGCUAAUAAGCACCAACGGUGCAGUAUACACCACCAUCACCACCACCAAUUUCUUCACUCCUCUUACCAAAACUAUCUGUAUUUGUAUUAUCAAGGCAGGCUUGGGCGGCGGGGAGGCGCCUCCACUUGCACAUAGACUUGACGACGCGUGGGUCUGCGUAUGUACGAAACGUUGUAUACUACACUACCUUAGACUAUCAUUUGGGGGGGAAAGUGUGGGUUGACCAAACAAUUCCAUCUCCAGAAACCCUAGCUCUUGUACCGGUGCCUGCUUAUGGUUGCUCACAAUACAACAGCGGUGGAUGGUGAGUUGAAGGAGCGCUAUCCGAAUCUCUUGGGCAUCUUUGACCGAUACAC
Colletotrichum destructivum is the source of this 2234-nucleotide messenger RNA. RefSeq names its product Putative FCP1 domain, HAD superfamily protein. Gene Ontology annotation, biological process: protein import into mitochondrial matrix. The transcript has 2 exons. Gene Ontology annotation, cellular component: TIM23 mitochondrial import inner membrane translocase complex. The coding region runs from base 199 to 1848 and encodes 549 amino acids. The record is from RefSeq and is a predicted model, not a curated record. NCBI's taxonomy places the organism in Eukaryota, Fungi, Ascomycota, Sordariomycetes, Glomerellales, Glomerellaceae.